This is a messenger RNA of Lates calcarifer (barramundi perch), 13328 nucleotides long. It is a transcript of the gene pkd1b, whose product is annotated as polycystic kidney disease 1b. Lineage: Eukaryota; Metazoa; Chordata; Actinopteri; Centropomidae. The record is from RefSeq and is a predicted model, not a curated record. Gene Ontology annotation, molecular function: protein binding. Gene Ontology annotation, biological process: kidney development. Gene Ontology annotation, cellular component: membrane.
AGUUUUGAUUUCUACAACGCUCCUGUGGUGAUCAUGCAGAGAGUAUCAUUUUAUCCUCGGGAGAGUAUAAUUUCCUCUGCAAGAUGACAGGCACCCUUGUGUCACUGAAGCAGGUGCUCCCCUGGAUUCUCUGCUUGGUUUUGAUCACAGCAGCUGGAGAGAACAUUCCCUGUCCAAAAGGUGGUCGGAUCCACUUGUCCAGCGUGCGAUGUUACUGGAUGUCUGAGACCACAUCUUCAUGGUCUGAGGCACAAGAUUCAUGCAGAGAGACUCCAGGGGGGGAUCUAGCAUCUGCUGGUAGCCUGGAGCUGCAAAACUUCAUCCACUACUCCUUUCCAGUGAAAACCACGGUGUGGGUAUGGCUGAAGGGACUAGGGGGAGAAGGGACUGAGCAGGAUGGGGUUGUGGAGCCAGUAAUUCCUGCACAUUGGGCUGGAGGCAGUGAGAACGGGUGUUCUCAGAUGGCCUUGGGGAUACUGGGACAGUGGAGGAGAGCACAAUGUGCUGGACAAUACCGCUACCUCUGUGAAAAAGAAGUAACUGAGGAUUUGCCAUCUAUAGACAGUUACCUGACUGGAUUGGUUCUUAUGACUGGCAUCUAUGCUCAAACCCAGAUACAACCACUUCUCAGUAUCCCAGACAUUGGACAACACACAGUGGAGAUGCAGCUCUUCCCAGGCUUGUGGUUCAGUCAUGCAGGUCAGUUGGUAUCAGUGGAGUUGGUAGUCCAGCCGAGUCCACUGUCCUCCCUGGCCCGUGUUCAGAUCCUCCGACCCUACUGCGACCCCAACCACCACCUGGUACCCCCAGGUUGCAGCUCUCUCCUUAAUCCAUUUAGCUGCUGCUCAGCAGUACCACUGUGUAACACUACAGGGGGCUGCAGCAUGGGCCACUACUGGUGCCACCUGCUGGAGGCCUGUGUACCCACCACCAGUCCCUGCAGCCCCUAUGACUCUGCAGCAGGGGUCCGUGGCUUUGCUUUACCUCCCAGAUACCCGGUGACACCACCCUUCUACCACCUGGUGGCAGACCUGUCUCUGAGAAUAAACCCUAGCUCUGAACUGAAAACUAUGAGUCUGCUUCUACCAAAUCAAGUGAUCAUGGUGUACCCUGACGAUAUUGUGGCAAUACAGCACACUCGCGACUCUGGAACCUUCCUUCAUUGCCUCAGCAGUGAAGCCUCUGUAAACUCCUCUUGGCGCCAGAGUUACCUGUCCCUUAAAGGGGCAGAGUGGGGAGGCUGGUGGCAGGGAGGCCUUACUUCUCUGUCACAUGGAGGGCAGUGGGUGGACGGUGUGGUGUGUGAUCUGAGGAUGCUGUACAUGGACACUCUUCACAGAGGCACAGAGCUUGAUGAUAGCUUUGGCUUCACCCACACAGAGGCGACCACAGCUUCUGAUAUUAGGCCCCUGACUACAGGUCCCACUGCAACUCUGAGAUCUAAAUUUAUGCUUAGUGUCAUCCACCCCCUGCCUGAUGAAAAGAACCAGAUUCAUGUUCAAAUCAACAACCCAACACUCAUCAUGGUAAAGACCCUGCAUGGACAGAAAGCCAUAAGCUCAUGGUCAGCCCCAGUGCUCCAAACUGGGGUCCCCUUUCUUCCAUCUUGCCCUGCAGAGGUGGCUUUGUCUUGGCCUGGCUGUAAGAGGCAGUCCCUUGAAGACUGGUUCUCCUCUGUGACUCUCUUAUUGCCCUCAGUGGGAGUUCAGACACUGAACAUCAGUGUGAUAGAUGUAGUAAGCUCUCAGAAUGUGCAGAGUGUGAGUGUGAAAGUUUGUGGCUAUGAGGCAGUGACAGGGCUUAGUGUUGAACCACAUGGACACCUGAGGAUGCUAGUAGACAAGUCACAGUCAUUUACAGCCAAAGUGGAGAGUGGUUCCUCAGUAAAAUUCACAUGGGUUAUUGAUGACCUGGAGAAGUUUGCCUAUGAAGGAGAAUCUUACAGUGUAGUGUUCAAGAAACCUGCUGGGUAUAAGCUCAGGAGCCAGCAAAUCCUCCUGACUGCAGAUGAAAUGACCCCACUGACUCAGCCAGAGCUCCUGUUUGUCAGGGAGUUCAUAGCUGUGAAUGCCACUCACCUCUACACCCUCAGGGUCAAAGUGGACAUCUCCCUGCCAGUCACCUUCAGGUGGGAUUUUGGUGAUGGCAGUCGAGACGUGAGCCACAGCCAGCCUGCUCCAUGUCAGACCAUGGAGGGGCUUGUGGAGAGAGGAGUGAAGCAAGUGUAUGUCCAGGACUCAGUGAACUAUACUUAUUUAAUUCCAGAUGACUACGUUCUUCAUGUCCAAGUCUCCAACCAGUAUGACAACAUUGGCACAUCCAUGAAGAUUAAGGUCCGCCCUGAGAUACGGCACCUCCUAAUCUCCUAUUGUCCCUCAGUGCCUCUUGUCAAACAGCCUCUUCUUCUAGAAGCUUCUGCAGAACCCUCCACCUAUGCUGUCCUCUACAUAUGGGACUUUGGCGAUGGCUCCAAAGCUAUCCAAGGCAUUCACCAUAAGGUCCAUCACACUUUUGGAUCUGCUGGGCUUUAUAAUGUCACAGUGUGUGCAAGCAACACUCUUACUACCCUGACCAGCUGGCUAAUCCUGGAAGUUAUGGAGAAAAUCUCUGGAUUAACCAUUAGCUACAAUGAAUCUACUGAAGUAAGCUCUGCUAUAGAUUUUAGAGCUAAAGUUGCCACUGGUACAAGUCUUAUCUGGGAUUUUGACUUUGGUGAUGGCUCCCUGCAGGGAAACCUUGCAGAUGGUUCCAUCUCUCACAUCUAUACGUCUCCAGGAAAUUAUACAGUAGAUGUAACUGUCUCUAAUUCUGUCAGCAAAGCUCAGCAAUCUAUCAGAGUAGAAGUCUACAGUUUGGCUGUUAGUGGAAUUCUCCCCACAGAAUGUGUUAUAAAUGGAAAAGACAUACAGUUUACUGCUCUGGUAACUGGGAAAAUAUCAAUUCUGGCUUUCCAUUGGCAAUUUGGAGAUGGAUCACCUUUGAGUGUAGUGACAGGACAGUCCACAGCCAUGCAUUCAUUUCCAAACCAAGGAAUUUUUCAUGUUACCCUGACUGUGUUUGGUCCUGUUACAUCUGUAUCAUUUAAUACAAGUAUCUGUGUCGAAGCACCAAUGACCAACAUGACAGUGCAGGCAUCACAGGAUGUUGUGGUAGUAGGAGAAAAGAUAUGCCUCAAGGUGUUAGUUUCCCCAGAGCUGCUGACAGGUUACCAAUUUAAGUGGUUUAUCAAUUCCUCUAGUGUUGCUGCUAAGACAGAAAACUCUCAGAAAUGCUUUGUCUUUAAAGACGAAGGUGUUGAAGAGGUAUCUGUAAUGGCAAGUAAUAAAGUCAGCAACAAAACAGCCAAGGUUAGCAUCACCAUUCAAAAACCUGUGAGUGAGCUGUCUGUGGCACAUGAUAGUCAAAGUGACACACUGACAGUCAAUACGUUAGUGUCAUUUUGGGUUGCUAGUUGCACUGGAAGCAAUGUGUCAGUGCAAUGGGACUUUGGAGACGGUUCUCCGGUGGAGCAUGGGGCAAACGUAUCACAUGCCUUUACCUCAACAGGUCAGUUCACAGUUGCUGCUACAGCAUCUAACAUGGUGAGCAGAGACUCUGCAACCCUCAAAGUGAAUGUUUUACUUCCUGUUGUGGACCUUUCACUUCACACCAACCAGCCUUAUGCUGUAGUAGGACAGGAAACUCUUAUCACAGCAGUUAGUAGUGCUAUCAGUAGCACUAACUACUACUGGACUGUAGACGGUAUAACUUCAACACAACAGGGGACCUAUCAGUUCAGAUUUUCUUUCCCCACACCAGGAGUGCAUCAAGUGAGGGUUGUAGCCCAGAACUUGGUGAGUAGAAGGGAGGCAGCUAUUUUAAUUGAGGUCUUUGAAAGAAUAGAGGGUCUUCAGAUUGAAUGUCACUGCCUGACAAAUAUGAAAUACAUACCAACCCAAGAGGAACUACUGUUUAUUGCUUCAGUCACCAAAGGCUCCAAUGUCACUUAUCACUGGCUUGCUGCACAGAGUGAAAUAAACCAAGAAAUUACUUGUGAUGGAGAGCUUUUCCAUCUGUUGGCUGAAACCCCUGGCGAGAUCUUAGUUCAGCUAAGAGCCUCGAACAAUUUGGGUGAGGCCACCCGUACUGUUUCUUUAGUGGCAGUAGACAGUGUAGCAAGUGCACACAUUACAACACAAUCAAACAUUGUGGCAUUAGGGAAAUUAGUGAAUAUUUCUGUAUUUGUGGUUUCUGGGUCAGACCUAGAGUACCUUUGGUAUGUGGACUCUGAUCCAUCACCCCUACAGACACAUACACCCUUUCUUCUCCACACUUUUACAAGUUUGGGCCAUUGUCUUGUCACAGUUUCUGUUCGGAAUAUUCUCAGCCAAAGCAAUGACACUAAACAGUUUGUAGUCCAGGAGGAGGUACAAGAGGUGGACUUUGAAAUUGAAGGAAAGGCACGUCCAUUUUAUAUCAACACAAGUGUUGCUAUCCCACUCCAUGGGCUUAUUCAGAAGGGAAGUGAUCUGCACUGGGACUGGAAAGUUAUAGGUCCCAAAACCAACCUUUUUAAAGCUACUAAUCGGACCAUUAUCUACACUUUUCCAUAUGCCGACAUCUAUCAGGUGUCUUUGAAUGUGUCCAAUGGGAUAAACUGGCAGAUGGUUUUACACAGAGUCACUGUCCAGGAUAGAAUUGAGGGUCUUCUGCUGAACAUUACCAAGCCCUCGCUCUGCAAUGAAGAAGAAGUUACUUUUAUUCCAACAGUCUCCAAAGGAAGCAAUGUAAGUUUUGUCAUAACAUUUAGAAACAAAGACUGGAUUCGUAGUCAGGGAAUUCUUGAAGGGCAAUGCACCACAUCAACCCUUCCAGUUGGGAAACAUCUAGUUACAGUGAAAGCUUGGAAUCUGGUCAGUACUGCUGAGGUGUCUUCCAGCAUACUGGUCACUGAACGCAUUCAAGGUUUGCAACUUGUAAACUGUUGUUCCGCUGCACUAGAGGCUCUGAAAGGAAUCCAUUUCAAGGCAGAAGUUCAAAGUGGGUUUCCAGUUAACUACACCUGGAUAUUUCACUUGGUGGGGUCAAAGCCCACAUUGCUCACGGGCCAAGAAGUGAUAUUUACACCACCAGACAAUGGUACACUGUCUGUUAGUGUGGUGGCCAGCAAUGGAGUCUGUUCCCACAUGCUAAAUGAGACUGUUACAGUGGAGUGGCCUGUUAAGAAGAUCACGCUUGUCUGUCAAUCAGAGAGAAUAUUUGUCAGACACCCUGUCAAGUUUUCUGCAACAAUUAAUGGAGGGAGCAAUGUCAAAUAUCUCUGGGACUUUGGAGAUUCCACUGAAGUAUUGGUGACAGAGCUGAGCACAGUCAGUUAUACUUAUUAUAAUCCUGGAAAAUACAGUGUUGUGGCCAAAGUUCUCAACAGUGUCAGCCACAUGUCCACACAGCUUCACAUUAAAGUGGAGGAGCUCCAGUGUUCCAGCCCUCAAGCUUCUCUCAUCCAGAGCCACUCUACUAUCUACAGGUCUAGACUGAGUUUCUUUGAAGCCAGCGUGAACAUUAACUGCUCUGCUUACAAGACCAUCUACCUAUGGGAGAUAAUCAGAGGGUGUAUUUGUACACCCUUGGACAGUGGGAAUGUACAUUUCUCUGGAAACAAAGUCAUUCUUAGAAGUCAGGUAGAUGCAGCUUCACCAUUUCUCUUAAUUCCAAAGCACACUCUUGAUGUGGGACAGUAUUGCCUUGUAUUCAGCGUUUCACUCCAGGGAACUCCUAUAUUAGUCCAACGCACAACCAACAUCACAGUUGUUCACUCCCCGCUGGUAGCUGUCAUCAAGGGAGGCUCCCACAAACUGUGGCCCAGCUUCAGUGACCUCAUCCUGGAUGGAUCUGAAUCUCGAGACCCUGAUGUGGAGCUAGGAGUGGAGGAUACACUGCAGUAUCACUGGACCUUCAUGAGAGCGGUAACUGUGUGUGAAGCUCCUGUGCUUCCUGUAACUGUGGAAUGUGUGUCCUGUUCUGCCCUCUCCUCCACUCAUCGCAUCAGUUACACCACCACCAUCAUUCUUGCUGGACAAUGUGGGCAAUGUGAUGACCAGACUCAGUACAAAUGGAGUGCUGAAGGCCAGGAUGGCAUGCCUUUUGACCUUGAUGACGUUGCUAACACUACAGGGAGACAUUCACCAAAGUUGGUGAUACGUUCAGGUGUCCUCCAGCCAGGACUGAGUUACACCUUCACUCUCAAUGUGUCUCAGCCUGACAGAGGUCAGUGGGGCAGCGCCAGCCUGAACAUACUAUUGAACAAUCCACCACAUGGAGGUCUAUGUGAUCUGAGUCCAGAGUCAGGCAUACGUCUGCUGGAGACAGUGGUCACCUAUAACUGCUCAGGGUGGCAAGAUGAUGAAAGCGAGGCUUCUCAGCUGAUCUAUACUUUCCAGGUGGCACCAUGCCAGCCCAUUACCAGUGUGUGCCCCACACUCACCCUGUACAGGGGUACUCGUUCAACAUUUGGCAGCCUGGUUCCAAUGGGACGUUCUGGGCAAGAAAGAUACUUGUCUGUUAUCAGAGUCACUUUACUGGUAGAGGACCAUCUGGGCUCAAAGGUCAUUGCUCUGAACAGAACACUGACAAUUGAAAAUCCUACAACGGACGAAGUUUCCAGUCAGUGGCUCAGAAACAAGAGCCAGACGGAGCUGUGGGCUUUAGUCCAACAUGGUAACCCUCAAGAGAUCAUUCCUUAUUCCAUUGCCCUUACCAGCCAACUCAAUCAGAUGGAGUCUGAACAGACUGCCAGUGAGCUCAUGGACAGGAGGGAGAUCCGGGGAAAUGUGUCCCAAGCCCUGGCCUCUCUCCCCAUCUCCUCCUUGCUGGAUGUUGAUCAGAUCAGCUCGGCACUAGCACAGUCCACUGCAGUUCCUAGUGAGUUGGUAUGUAAAGGCUGCCAGAAGAAGGUUCUGGAAGCUGUCAGGAAGAUGAUCCAUGUGAUGGAAGAACAGAUGAGUCCUGGUGUUGUAUCAGCUCUUGACACAGGAAAGAACAUCCUCAGUGUCUUAGGUAGCACCUUGGCUGCUGUGUCUGAAUCAGCCAGUGCUUCCAGUUCUCACCCAGCCUACUCAAACACUCUGCAGUCAGCUUCAAGUAUUGCCCUGUCAGCACUGGCCCACGCAGGAGCUCUAAUGCGUUCUCUGCUGCAUUCACGUGUUCAUGGCGAGAAACCCAUUUUGCUGUCCACCCCUUAUGUCAGUACAUUUGGCUUCCAGGGAGACCCCUCUGACCUCCUGUGCACUCACCAAACAAACCAAUCCAACCAAAACAAGAUCAUGUCCUCUCAGUCAUCAUCAACUGACAGAUCAAAGAGUUCUCGUCUAUGUCAGUUUCGUAUCCCCACCUCCCUUACUGCUCACCUGAAGAGUCAGAUAUCUGAGGUGGUGCAGGUACUGGUUGGUAUGGAUGGAGCACUCAAGUCCAACCCUAUGUUGAGUGAAGCCAACCCUCCAAUUUCCACCUCUCUGGUUGCCAUGGAGCUCACCACUCCUCAAGGUCUGCCCAUACCCAUCAAGGAUCUUGACCCUGAACAGGCCAUAGAGGUAACCCUGCCCCGCAAGUACCCUAUGGAACAGGGAGGUGAGGAUGGAGAUGGGAGAGGAGGUGAAAACAGGAAUGGUACAUGUCUUACUGUAACACUCCCCACUGAAGGACAGUUGAACUUCACAGUAAAAGCUGUAGAUGGACUGGAUGAAAAUGCAGGCUUAUACAUCUCCUUCAACUUCAGCCUGGUCCCAGGAGCUACUCCAGUGAGCUUGGGACAUCUCAAGGCAGAAGUAAGCUCAAUGGUGCCUGGGACUAAUGCAUCCCAGGAUUCCCUAGUGAGAGAAUGGGCUCUCACCCUUUCUGCCCCAACAGCCUCCUCAGAGGAAGCCAUCUUUCUGUCGCCACUCUCUCUGUGCCAGUACUACAGUGUGAAGGAGAGGCGUUGGAGCAGUGAGGGUCUGCAGCCACUGGAGGGCAGCACGCUCCACACAGCUCACUGCCUCACCCAGCAUCUCACCAUGUUUGGGGCCAGUUUGUUUGUUCAUCCUGGGGCUGUUGUUCUGUUGCCACCAUCAGGUGGUCCCAUGCGUAACAUGGUGGUGGGGAUUGUGUGUGCUGUCCUGGUUCUGAUUCACCUGCUUGUGGGGCUCAUUGCACAUAAACUGGACCACUUGGACAGCUUGAGACUGAGCCAGGUCCCUCUGUGUAGCCGACCAGGUUUAUACCACUACAGAGUUCUGGUCAAGACUGGUUGGAGACAAGGAGCAGGCACUACAGCACAUGUUGGCAUCAGUCUGUAUGGUGUGAACAAGAGCGGUUCUCACCAUCUGCAGAGGGAUGGAGCUUUUCAGCGUGGCAGCCUGGACCAGUUUCAUCUGGAGACAGAUGACAACCUGGGAGAAGUCUGGAAAAUUCGCAUCUGGCACGACAACACAGGUCUGGACCCAUCCUGGUACGUUCAGCAUGUGGUGGUGUGGAACCCUCAGACAGACCACAUGUUCUUUUUUGUGCUGGAGGACUGGCUGUCUGUGGAGAAUCAGAAGAACGAGACUGUGGAGAAGGAAGUUCUGGCCUCAUGUCCCGAGGAGCUUUGUCAGUUUCGACGGGUUCUCACCUCCCAGCUGAUGUUUGGGGUGGUGGAACGCCACCUGUGGCUGUCGCUGUGGGAACGUCCCACUCACAGCUGUUUCACCAGGGGUCAGAGAGUCACCUGCUGUGCACUCAUGCUGCACCUGUACCUGGCACUGGGGGCUCUGUGGUAUGGGGCUGUGGGCUCUGAGGAGAACAGUGGACCAGUGUCAGCCCAGCUGCUGAUUAACUUUGAGGUGGUUGCCGUGGGAAUGACUGUGGCAGUGCUGGUGUUUCCUCUCCAGUGUUUCCUCUGUUUCCUGUUUAGGAAAACUCACAGUCAGGUAAUGGUGGACAUGUCAGUUCCUCCCUCUCCUGUCUGUCACUCUGUGGAGAUGGACGUCUACCUCGGCCAAUCAGAGCUCUCCGGACCCUCCUUCUUAUCUCUGCCAGACUCCACCAGCCGAAUCCCAGACAGUCCUUCCUCUUUACUGGAGAGCAAGGCGUUCGACUCUAGCAUCCUGGACUUCUGGGCUGCCUCUGGCUUGGCGCCCCAGACAGACAAAACGUGUCAAGACAAGGGUGUGGCAACUUGGCCAUCUUGUGACAGUCUCCUUAAUUUACCGGUAGACUUACAUCCCACCAAGGCCUCACCUGCUCUGGGCCACACACGCCAGCUGAGGAGGAAAAAGGCCCUGAUGCAGCUACGCCUGGCCUCACCCUCCUCCCCUGACACAGCCACUUCUCUUGUCCCCUCACCUUUCAAAUAUCCCCUUUUAAAAGAAAUUGCAGACUCUGAUUGCUCCACUACUGCACCAGGCCAGGGGAUCGUCACAGUGAACGCAAACCCGGUCCAAAUUCACAAACACAAUCUGACAACAUUUCUAACUCUGUCUGAGGAGGAUCUACUGAUGUCUAUAGCAGCAGCAGCAGAGGACACACCGGAUACAUUCAACAGUAACUCGGACAGCGGCCGGGAUUCUCCCAGAACCACGUCCUCAUUUUCAGUCACACAGAGCACCUCCUGCAGCAGCUGGUCAGAUCAGAGUGAGGACAAGUCCCUGUACGGAGCAGAGAUCCAAAAGCCAGACCCACAGUCCUGCUCCUCUCUGUAUGGACUCUACAAGUGUCCCUCUGUGCUGUCUGUUGACUCAGUGGCUAGUACCUUCCUGCCGAGCCCUUCUCCUGACUCCACACGCUCCUCCUCCACCACACGGAUAGGUGUUGCUCGAGGUCAACCCAGCUGGCUGCUUCCUCCCUGGGUGCUGUGUGUGAUUUACCCCCUGGUGGCUGUGCUGCUGGGCACAUGCCUGGCUGUGGUUGGACUCUAUGGCAGCUUCUUCUCCAGACCUGUGAUCCUCAUGUGGCUGGUAUCGGCUCUCUCUGCCUUUCUCACCUCUGCUCUGCUGCUGGAGCCUCUCAAGGUGUGUGUGCAAGCAGUAAUCUACACAGCAGUGUGGAGGCCUGUGGAUCCAGAGGUGGAGGACCAGCUGGCUAAGGAGACCACAGUAGUGAGGGCAUUUGGAGAGCAUAGUGGAAAGGUUCGACCACCAUGUGGCUACGGGCUGCUGCAGGCUAAAGAGGAGGCACGCAAAGUCCGAGCUCUGCAAUCACUAAUGAGGCACUGCGUGUGCCAGCUGUUGUUUCUGUUACUGGUGCUGAUGGUGAACUACCAGGAUAGCAUAGAGCAGAGGCAGGGCAGGCUUCUGCACUCAGCUGUCAGACACCAUCUUCACACAGCACCACUGGGGUUCCCUAACCUCACCUCACUCAGAGACUGGUCAGAUGCAGAGAAGUGGAUCAACCACACCUUGGUGCCACAUCUACACCAAAGCCCUUCACUGCGUCUUGUUGGGCUGCCGCAGCUGCAGUGCACGCACACACUCGGCCACGUGGCAGGUAUCUCUCUGGGAAACAGCAGUGUGACGACAAAUGAGCUCCUUGCUGACCUGCACAUGGCAGACUGGAGCAGGAAACUGUUUAAAACUCUUUCUAUUGAUUUCACACACUACCACAGAGAGUCUGGUUUAUUUGUGUGUGUGUCCAUUCAGCUAGAGAGGGCUCAAACACACAGAGUCACUCCCUUUCUCUCCAUCCAUCCAUUCCUAAUCCCUUCAUCCUUCUCUGGUCUGGAUCUUCACGUGGCACUUACGGUUCUUCUUCUCAUCUCCGCUCUCCUUAUCUUGUUUGGGGAGCUGUGGCCCAUGGUUACUGAGCUGGCCCAGUAUCCGCAUCAAUGCAAACACUGGUUGCAGCUCCUCUUGGCCUUGUUGUCACUGGCAACAGCUAUCCUGCAGUUCUGCUUCCUGUCUCUUGCCUCAUCAUGUGUUUCCAAGCCCACAGCGUUCAUCACUGAAUUGAAUUUCUACUCCUUUCCAUCACUGUGUGUUCCAGCUCCUGGGAACCUUAAGGUUUGUACGGAGGUGGGUGGUGAUAGGCAGAGUGCUGCAGAGAGCCUGGAGGGAGCUGGUGGCUCUGACCGUCCUACUGCUGCUGCUGCUUAUGCUCUGUACUCACCUCGGAAACACGUGGAGGGCUUUCUGUCUGUACAUGAGGCCAGUGUGUCAGUGCUGUCCAUCCUGCGUGGCCGAGUGAUUCUCCAAAAAUUAUGCAAGGUCCACCCAGUCCUGGGACCCCUCUAUGGACUACUGCUGAUGGGGGGAGGUUUCUGGCUCUUGGCCAGACUCUGUGGAACUGUUCUUAUUCGUACAUAUAGGGCAGAGCAGGCUGAGCUGUACCAUCCAAACAUUGACCCUCAGGACUAUGAGAUGGUGGAGUUUUUCAUCAAGAGACUCAAAUUGUGGAUGGGACUCACCAAGGCAAAAGAGUUCCGGCACAGGGUAAAGUUUGAAGGCAUGGAUAUCCCUCCUUCCAGAUCCUCCCAGGAAUCCCGUCUCUCCACCCUUUUAUCCACCCUCCCAUCAUCCCACUCCCCUUCCCUGUCCUCCUCAUUUUCAUCCCCCCGUCCCCUGUCUUCGGCUCUGUCUGUGAGGUCAGAAGAGUCAUCAGUGUCUGACCUUGGGUUGGACGUCUUGCCUUACCUGGACCGCCUGGUCCCCUCUGUCAGUGCUCUGCUAUCUUGUUUUGAUCGAGUCAACCAGAUUAUUGAUGAUGUUCACAACCUGGAAAUGAAACUAGAGCAGGCUCAGGCCAGGAGAAGGAAGAGGUGGAUCAGCAACAAGGAGGAAGGUGCAGAAAGAUUCAGGGGGUCAACAACAAAGGAACCAGAAGAAGGAAGGAUAACAGGUGAACUUAGACACAGGAAGACAGGUCUUCUUUACCCCAAGCCACGAGUCUCCCUUCCAUCCUCCUUUUCUUUCAAUCCCCCCACACUUCACUCCUCUGCUGCAUCGAUCUGCAUUGUUCCCCGCACACGGAGCUCUUACUCUGAGUCUGAGUCAGCUUUGCCUCAGGUGUCUGGUGAAAACCAUACUUCUGAGGCAGCCAGGCCUGCAUUUGGAGUCUGUGGUUUGUAUCCUGCUGGUUCUCCUAGGUUUGGACAGUUCCCCAGGAGAAGAGCUUGGCAUUCUGGGAGCUCUCAUUCAGCUGAUGCAGCUCAGAGGGCCUUCCAGUUCCCAGGAGGAGCUGUGCCAUGUAGAAAUGGAGAAGAGAAUGUAGCAUAUACAAAUGGCAGACCCAGGAGUGAAGAGGGGGUAAGAAGACGUAUCAGUGAUGGAGUCCCUGUGAAGAGGAAGGCUUGGAUCUGUGAAGGACCAGAGACUGAGCAAGAUUAAACAUGUGUUUACACUAGAACUGAACUUAGCUUAUACAUUCCCUUUUUACUGGUAGAGGCUUUGACUGGAUCUCUGUAGUGGUUUGCAGCUACAAUGCUGAACAGCUGGACUGUAUUUAUUGCAUAUAAUACUGUUUUUGAAGAGUUGGUGUUGUCAGUUUUAUUCCUCCUCAAAAGUGCCGCAGUUUGUGAAAACUGUUUUAUUACUUCAUGUCUUCUGUAUCUCUGAAGGGAUUUCCUAAACAUUUAAUAACCCCUGAUGAUCAUCUCAGCUUCGACUUGGAUACAACCAAUUUUUCAGAUAAGUCAUAAGUGAACUUGGGGUGUGGAGUUUGAAAGUCAUACAUUUUUAUCAGGCAGGAAAGGUCUAAUGAAAGACACUAUUGAUACUAUUGUUCCAUUAUGAUAACUUUUGGAUCCAGCUCUUUGGAGUUUGACUCAUGCCAGGAUAGCCCAGCCUCUGCCACAAUGACUUUGAACAGUACAAUACUAAAUCACUAGAGAACCAGUUUAAUCAAAAGAAAAAGAAAACACAAAUAUAUUCUUCAAUAAAGAACUAUUUCUGAUUUCUGAUGACUAUUUCUGAAAUAGGUCCUCAAGCUCCAUUUAUGAAUUUUUUAUUGAGUCCUCUAAACUUCCAAAGAAACCAACUGGGAAGUUCUGAGUUAGCAGCAAUAAACUUUUCAAUUCCAAAUUUACCAAUAACUAUUUCACAUAGAAAAUGAGAGAGACUCCAGCAUACUGCUCAAUCAAACAAACCUUUCGGCCUUUAUUAGAAUACAAGUUAUUUCUGUGUUCGGGAAUCUCCUGUCAUACAGAAUAUAGAGCUCCUUCAUAAGAAAGAAUGAAUGUGCAGGUCUUUGAUGGACAAGAAGUUACUUGGGAAAGAGUUUUCACUAUUGUCUACUUUUUUGCACAUAUUACUGUUCCUUAUAAUACCUGUGAACGCUGAUAUACUUUUUCGAAGACACUGUGGAUAUCAAACUCUGCAGACAAAUAAAGACAAGUGACCAUA